AUGAAUGGAUUAUUUAAGAUUCAUCAAGAAGAUAAAGUAAACGAAGAGAAAGGGAGUUCAUUAUAUGAAUGUUCUGCCGGAGGAAGGUUUUGGUAUCAUUCAAUAGAAGAAGGUAAUUAUCUGGGUAAUCAGAGUACCGUCGAGCAUAGAUUAUUCCUAAAGUUCCAAAAAAUCAAAAUAAAUGUUGAUAAAGAAUUGGGUCUCCUCCUCCGGCAGGAUCAAAAAAAGAAGUAUUUAAAUUACGGUCUGUUAAAAGUAUAG
Leptosia nina is the source of this 261-nucleotide messenger RNA. NCBI's taxonomy places the organism in Eukaryota, Metazoa, Arthropoda, Insecta, Lepidoptera, Pieridae. The record is from the annotation of a GenBank genome assembly.